This is a messenger RNA of Sphaerulina musiva SO2202, 2968 nucleotides long. RefSeq lists its product as uncharacterized. Lineage: Eukaryota; Fungi; Ascomycota; Dothideomycetes; Mycosphaerellales; Mycosphaerellaceae. The transcript has a single exon. The record is from RefSeq and is a predicted model, not a curated record. Bases 76 to 2937 code for a protein of 953 amino acids.
CCUUCGGCUCAGCGGCGCAGUCGCAGGUCCUCGGGACUACAAACGAUUUGCCACCAGGCCACAGGAACUACAACAAUGGGCUCCGAGCCUGCACUGCAUCCCGACGAUAUCGUGGCCAGCAAGGCCGACGCAAAGUGUCUGGCAGUGGUGGAGCGAACUCAUGGCGAUGUCGACUCGCACACCCCGUAUCCAGCCAAGGAUGAAGACGAGCUCAUUCGCCGCGACAAAGAUAUAUCGCUGGCCUCUUUCAGACGAUUCAUGAAAAACGGUGUACCGCCCCCGGGCACCAUUCUUGUCCGGUGGCAAAGCGAUCCAGCCCUGGAGCUGCUCUGUGCAUCGAAAGUCCAGCUAGUCGAUAGGUCGCUAUUGAUUGGCGAUAUUGUCAAACGCAAUGUACAGGAUUCACAGUCUGGAGUUGUACUCAACACAUUCACAAAAUGUACACUUCAGCCAAUGUGCGACGUCACAUAUCUGAACUCCAAGAUCCUCAAAGGUAUCUUACCGCCGGGAAAAUAUGACCCCACUACUCAAUUUUGCGUCUACCCAAAUGGCCAGACACAGCCAAUAUAUGAUGUGCCGGCUUCAGAACUCAUUGAAGCCGAAGCCAUUACUGAGGAAUCUCUGGUUGUCUACAAGGACUGGAUCGGCAGAGUUGAAGCGCUCACCAACAAUAUCCGAGUACGACUGUGGGACAACUGCGUCGUAGAGAUUAGUGACGAUGCGGGUGAACAUCCCGAUGGCACAAUUGGCUCGUUCUGUGUCGGUGAUAUCGCCAAAACUAAAAAAGGUCAUUUGCGGACCGGCACCUGGAUCUUUGGUGCGUAUAACGCGAAUACACCGCCAUGUGGCACCGUAGUGCAUGUUCAGACAGUCGGGGCAGAGGUCUCCUGGAUACAGCGGAGAAUCGGGAGUAUCGAUGAGCGGGAACCUCCCUUUCUUCUUGAAGCAGAAGAACUGGAGUCAUCAGAGUUUAUGGUCUAUCAGCGCGAGCGGAGGCCGAACACCAGCACUUAUACAGCACACUCGACAGUUUCAAACUCCACGAUUGAUGUGACACUGGGGCAGCGCGUCCGGUUUCGAGACUUGGCUGGAGCUUGUCUCAAAUACAACACACCCGAACAGCCGAACAAGAUACCACGACUGGAGAGACAAGCCAACCUAGGCUACGAUUUGAACGUUUUUGAUGUACUCAAGUUCGAGACAACAGUAUCGGUACAGUGGCAAGACUUAUCAAUCACGAUAGAAAGAUCGAUUGAUCUUCUACCGGAUCCCAUUAUAGACGACGAGCAUGCAGCGUGGCCGGGAGAGAUGGCGCAUUCGCUCAGAAUGGUACCUCUGCCCAACAUGUCGAAUGUUGAGCAACCCGAGAGGAUAGGUGUGGUUCAAGCUGUAAAUGCAUCGGAGCGUAUGGCAAAUGUGCUCUGGUUGCGUGAUUCACAUAUACACUACGCCAGAGAUCCUGAUGAGCAUGGUAGUAUGAUACCACCAGUAGUCUCGCACUCGAUCACGCCAUCUGCUGGUGUACAAGAGGAAAUCAGUCUGUACGAUAUUGAGGCACCGGGGACUCUAAACUUUCGACGCGGAGACAUUGUAUUAAUCGCUUCGAAGCCUUUCAAUACAUUUCUCGAUCGACCUACCGAUACCACUUGGCUCGGCGAGCUCAUCGACACUCGGCUUGACGGUACGCUCCUUGUCCGCUUAGGCGCUGCCACACAGGUUCAAGACGUCAUUUUGCGCAGAGAAGAAUGUAUCCUAGCCAUUAGGUCAGACGGUACCGACCAUGUAGAUGCUUGGGACGAAGGUCUAGAUGACAAUUACGACUACUCCGGCUCAGAAGCCGAAGAUUUGGGUGUAUCAUGGGACAGCGAGGCAGAGAGCGAGGAGGAAGAAGAAGUGCCUGUUCGCUAUGAGGAUGAGAAUGGAGACGAGAUGGACGAGGAUGAGGUGGAGAACGACGAGUGGGAGUCCGCUGACGAAGACAGCGAGGACUUCGUUAUGACCGACACCCUGCAUCCCCAGACGCCAUCCAACUCGCAUUCGAUUACACCAGCAGAAAAUGGUGACAACGAGACUGAGGCUGCGCAAAUUGAUGCCCCACCAUUAUACGAAAUACUAGAGGGAGAUGUUCCAUCCGAUCACCGAUUCCGCAGCGAACCUACCUCGUCGAUCCCUGCACAUACGAAGCGCACGCAGAAAGAGCAUAAGAUCCUACGGAACCCGACAUCGCUCCCCACGGGCGUGUACAUAAGAUCAUGGGAGUCUCGUCUUGACCUUCUUCGCUGUCUCAUCAUCGGCCCAGCAGAUACCCCUUAUGCCUACGCGCCAUUCGUGGUAGAUUUCUACCUGCCUCCAGAAUUCCCGUCUGUGCCACCACAAGUGUUUUUCCACUCUUGGCUGCCCAUUUCUUCGAUUGGUACACUAGGUCGAGUUAACCCGAACCUCUAUGAGGACGGUAAAGUGUGUCUUUCUCUGCUCGGGACAUGGCAAGGGACCAAAGGAGAAGGUUGGAGUGCAGCCCGAAGCACGCUUCUUCAGGUGGUCGUCUCCUUACUGGGCUUGGUGUUGGUGCGCGAGCCAUACUACAACGAAGCAGGCUACGAAGUAUUAGUGGGCCAUGAGGCGAGCAAGAGGUCGAGCACGCUCUAUAGCGAGCGUGUGUACACCCGCGCCAAAGGCUUCUUAAUCACUGCCUUGACCAACCUGGACUCCACAUCGGGCCUGAAGGGUCUGGAAGAUGUGAUCCGCUGGACAUACCUUGACCACGGAGGUCCCAAAUUCCUCGAUGAGAUGAUCAGGGAGGUGGAGAAGGUGCUGGAAAGAAGUGAUGGAACGCAGGAGGCAGACGGACUGAAUAUUAUGUCGAAAGGAGCGUGCAUACCCCUUCGCAGAGUGCUCGAGCGGCUCCACGGCCUCGCAGCGGCCUCGCAGCUGCAAUAGUACAUGAUACCAUAGACAGAACGUACAUCCC